GAGGCCGGGGGGCGGGCCGAGGCGGCCGGCGGGCAGGAGAGCGCCAUGGCGGCCGUGGCCCAGUGCGUGCGGGGUGCGCUGCGCCCGCGCCUCCCGCUGCUGAGCGUCGCGCUGAGAACAUCUCCACGACUGCUUUGUGCAGCAACACAGCAGAAGAAUACUGGCCAGAACUUGGAAGAGGACCAGAGUCAGAGCCAAAAUGAGCAGAAAGUUGAACCCACCUCUGCUGAAAAACUGCUAGCUGAAGAAAAGGCCAAACUGGAAGAACAACUAAAAGAAGUUACUGACAAGUACAGGCGUGCCUUGGCUGAUGCCGAAAACGUGAGGCAAAGAAGCCAGAAACUGGUAGAAGAGGCAAAGUUAUACGGGAUCCAGAGCUUCUGUAAGGACUUACUAGAAGUUGCAGACAUUUUGGAGAAAGCAACAGAAAGCGUUCCAAAAGAAGAAAUUAAAGAUGAMAAUCCUCACUUGAAGAGCUUAUAUGAAGGUCUUGUGAUGACAGAAGUACAGAUUCAGAAAGUGUUUAAAAAGCAUGGCCUGAUCAGACUGAAUCCUAUCGGAGCCAAGUUCGAUCCCUACGAACACGAAGCGCUGUUCCACACUCCCGUGGAAGGGCAGGAGCCUGGCACUAUUGCAUUGGUAUCCAAGAUUGGCUAUAAGCUGCACGGGCGCACGCUGCGGCCUGCCCUGGUGGGUGUUGUGAAAGACGCUUAGCUGCUCAAGCUGAGAGUUUCAAAUGCCAUACAACUAUUAAACAGCUGGAUGGUUUUUCUCUUACACUAUGCUUUCCUCGUUCCUGUGCACCCUGAGAGGUUUAAAUGAGUUGGUUGAGGUCUCCUAGUGAAUAUGAAGUAAYGGAUGAAAUUCUGCUUAGUGGCCUUCAGCAUCACUGUUCCAUAAGCUCUUCUUUGGUGUGAAUUACAAGAGCCAUUAAGCCCUCUAAUGUUUUAGAUUAGAUAAUGUUUUUUACAACUUUUGCUCCUGAGAAGGUGCAUUAAAUUGGAAAGAAUGAAAUGCUCACAAGAAUUKUGCAAUUUCAAGUUUAUCACUGUGUGUAUAGAUUGAAAAUCCAGAUARUGGUUUAAACACUUCCUUUGCUUUUGUAGAAUCUCAUAUUGCAGAAGGGGGUGAAGUAGUUCGAAAACCUGAUUUCUGCAAGCACCCAUCAGCUUUUACACACUGAUGUGAUAAAUGCCCUUUUUUGUCCAUUCAGAAAUAAUCUCAGCAACUGAAACCCGUGUGAAUUCUGAACUGUAAAUAAAUGGCAAUGGAGAUUA
Messenger RNA from Malurus melanocephalus (red-backed fairy wren), 1277 nucleotides. RefSeq names its product GrpE like 1, mitochondrial (gene GRPEL1). Gene Ontology annotation, biological process: protein folding; protein import into mitochondrial matrix. The record is from RefSeq and is a predicted model, not a curated record. Gene Ontology annotation, cellular component: PAM complex, Tim23 associated import motor. Lineage: Eukaryota; Metazoa; Chordata; Aves; Passeriformes; Maluridae. Gene Ontology annotation, molecular function: adenyl-nucleotide exchange factor activity; protein homodimerization activity; protein-folding chaperone binding. The transcript is spliced from 4 exons. Bases 46 to 714 code for a protein of 222 amino acids.